Mytilus californianus (California mussel) is the source of this 1832-nucleotide messenger RNA. RefSeq lists its product as uncharacterized. Bases 489 to 1727 code for a protein of 412 amino acids. Gene Ontology annotation, biological process: regulation of transcription by RNA polymerase II. NCBI's taxonomy places the organism in Eukaryota, Metazoa, Mollusca, Bivalvia, Mytilida, Mytilidae. The transcript has 13 exons. Gene Ontology annotation, molecular function: DNA-binding transcription repressor activity, RNA polymerase II-specific; RNA polymerase II cis-regulatory region sequence-specific DNA binding. Gene Ontology annotation, cellular component: nucleus. The record is from RefSeq and is a predicted model, not a curated record.
UACCUACUUGAUAAAGAAAUGUAAAAAUAAAAAGGCUAACAAUGUAUAUGUGUAAGAAUUCACUAAGCGAGGAUUUUAUCAUUUUUUUGUGUCAACAGUCUGCUUGUAGCUUUAAAAUCAUUGUUCUUCUGUUGAAAUUUAUCGAAUCAAUUUUAUUUUGUAAAAGUAAACAUUAAAAACUGUCUUCAAUUAUGUUUCAAAUGUUCAUACCAGCUGAUUUUUUGGAACAAAAAGCAUAACCUUGCAUACACCUGCUUACUUUGCCUGUUGUGUUCUUGGUUAUCUAUAUAACCAAGUCAAUUUUUUCUGUGUCAAAAUGUUGAUUAAAUUUUGUGUUUUUUUUAUCAUCAGAUUCACAUGACUGUAACUUAAUUCACUUAUCAUAAUUUUAGGAAAGAUCAUGUGUCAAAAAAGAUAAAGAUCAUGUUACCAGGGUAACAGAAUCAAGGACAACUUCAACUACUGCUGUCCAGGAUAAAUCUAUUGAGAUGAAAAUAAGAAAAGAAGACGGAGCCAUCAAAACAGUUGCAUUUCAGGCUGAAUAUGAAGGUUUAUCAUCAGAUGAAGAUACUACACUCCAACUUACUAGUCAGGCAGGUGGAGGCAAAGAAGAUAAAGUUUUAAUUUUGGUUGAAAGAUUGUCAAUGUAUGAGGCAGGAGUUCAGAGUGCUAAGUCAGCAGGUGAUACCUCUAAACAGAAAAGAUAUGGUAGAGCCCUUAAGACAAUACAAGAUUUACUACAGCAGACGCAUCAAGGAAAGCUAGUUGAUGAAAGUGAUAUACCACCUAGAAUACCUGUUGAUGAGCCAAAGAAACAAAGACCAGAAGGGGCAACAAAGCAAAGUGAAAUACAACCAACUGUCAAGCCUACUACAAAAUCACACAGUGAACAACCAAGUACAUCACCUUCUUCACAACAAACCCUAGAAUUGAACAAUGAACCAACAUCACCAUCACAUGAAAUAGAAACAGAGCAGAUGAUAGAAACAAAAAGAGAUCAGUACAAAACAACAACUCUGCAGCCAAAGCAGUCUGGGGAUAUUAACACAGCUAUAAGUAAUGUACAGACAGCCAAGAUUCCAUCACAAAUGAGUGGUCAUGGUUCUCCUCAGGACAGGAAACCAGUUCCUAAAAUAGCUGAUCAAGUAGGCUUUGGAGGGGAGAAAAUGAGUACUGGUAAAAGGCCUGACAGAAAAUUUGAGGAUUCUCCAUAUAUUCAGGAGGAUUCCUUGAGAAUAGAUAUAAGUGACAGCGAAGGGGACACUAGUGAAGCUUCGUUGCCAACAAUGAACAUUGUGAAAAAGAUGAAAAGGGUUGAAACAGGUUGUAACCUGCUGACCUUGGAAGAGAAGAAGAAAUUGAGACAUGAUAUGGCAAAGGAUUUUGUCCCAGGGAAACCUGGAUUGAUUUCAAAAGAAUUUAUGGUCCUGAAUAAGGAUUCAAUUUAUUCAAGAUAUUUUGACAGUUCCACCACAAUUAAGGGUCUUUACAAUUGGAUAGUGGCAACAAUUCCUUAUGAAAUGUUGCCAGCUAAGUUCAUCCUAAAAUGUUUACAAUCAUGCAAGGAGGUGGACUGUUGCCACGCUUUUCCAAUAUCAACAGUGAUGGACAGAGAUGUAUUUUUACGCUCCGUCCCAACAAAGUUAAUGAUCUCUCCAAUUUGUGACAAUCCUGAAACUACCUUUACCUGUUAUGAUGAGGUGUAUUUCAGUUAUGGAGACCUUUAAGGAACAGGACCAGUAAAUGAAAGCAGACUAAUGUGUAUUUAAAUUAAAGAAAACAUUGUAAAAUAUUGCAAGAAUAAUUUUUUUAUUGAUUUAUACAUGUACUUG